GGCAAUUUUAUUACCGCAAUCUUAGGCAAAUGCAAUCAAAAUGGCAACGUGUUUUUGUUGUUUUCGAUGUUUUGGAAAUUCAGGAUUUAACCAUGUGCCUUUUAAAGAAAUCCCGAGUGUAAUGAUGGAUACGACACGAAUGGGAAUAAUUUGGUCUUCAAGCAACUCAGUAAAAUAUGGCACAGGAUUCAAAUGUAUUGAAAUGUGUGGUAGUGGGUGAUGGUGCUGUAGGUAAACGCAGUAUGUUAUGUUCCUACACAUUGUACCAUUUUUCAGCAGAAUGUAUCCCAACAAUAUUUGACAACUAUUCACUACCAAUGAAGGUGGAUGGAGUGUCUGUAAACCUUUGCCUUUUUAAUAUGUCAGGUAUGGAGGGUAGGUUACGACCUCUUUCUUAUCCACAAACUGACAUCUUCCUGGUCUGCUUCAGCGUAGUUGGACAAUCAUCAUAUGCUAAUGUACAAACAAUAUGGCAUCCAGAACUGGCCCACCAUGCACCAGGAGUUCCAUAUGUGCUUGUUGGUACAAAAGUAGAUCUCAGAGAAGAUAAAGAGGUGAUCAAUGAAUUGAAUAGCAAAGGGAAGAAAGUGUACAGUAAGGAGGACGGAGAAACACUUGCUAAUAAAAUUGGUGCAGCUAAAUAUAUGGAAUGCUCAGCCCUAACAGAGAGGGGCUUGAAAAUGGUUUUUGAAGAAGCUGUACGCAUUGCAUUAUAUCCACCUCCUAUCAAAGAUGGCAAGAGAAAAAGGUGUCGAAUUAUCUGAUUUGUCUUUAUGAAAAAUUCUAAAAACGUAACCAUGUUUUCCCCAGUUUCAUAUUCCUAGCGACAGUAAGAUGUUUCCGAUCAUUAGUGUUUUUAUUGUGCUUUAGAUUAAUACUAGGAUCAUAUUUAAUAUGAUAAUCCUUCGAUAUGUAAUUUUUUUGUUUUUUUUGCUGCCAAUAAUACAUUGUCAUUUGGUAUUGGAUUGUGUUGGCCCUUGAAAACAUACCUAGGGAGAUAUUACUGUUUAUAAUCAUGUAGUUUCUUGCUUAGAAUUGUGCUUCUCCACAAUUUGUGUUCGUACUACCAAAGAAUAUAGAUAAGGGAAAUAUUUCCAUUCUAUGGAUUUUUUCAAAUUAUCAGUUAAAGAAUCUGAUGUUAACAGAAGAUCUAUAAUUGAAUUAAUUAACCUGUUACAGCAAUUUAUACCAACAACUGCAUACACACAAAUUGUACUAGAAUACUAGAGUGGUAACUAGGCAAAGUGGCGAAAUUUGUUUAGGCCCCAUAAAAAAAAUGAUUAGUUUAUCAUCCCCGCGCGCAUCUCUUUUGACGAAAUCGCGAUUUUUUUUUUUUUUUUUUUUUACUAGAUUUUUUUCAUUGAAAAAAACGAUCGUUUGUUCGUCAAAAACAAAUUUUAAGGCUGGUGAAUGAUGAUUUUCGAUCUUUAGAGUAGUCGCCAAGUAACAAUAUCUAUUUAUAGGCGAUCUUUUUCAUACUGCGCAUGUCCACAAAGAAAGAGAGAUAUGACGUUCGUUGAC
Molecule: messenger RNA, 1521 nt
Organism: Anneissia japonica
Lineage: Eukaryota; Metazoa; Echinodermata; Crinoidea; Comatulida; Comatulidae
Product: ras-related C3 botulinum toxin substrate 1-like
Exons: 6
Coding region: 177-764 (195 amino acids)
Biological process (GO): small GTPase-mediated signal transduction
Molecular function (GO): GTPase activity; GTP binding
Source: RefSeq, a predicted model, not a curated record